AUGUUUACAACUUCUCUUCCACAAAUUCGUAUUGAACAUAUAACAGCACAAAAUACAUGUGCUGAUAUUACACCAUGGUGGUUUCAGCAAGAAAAACCAUCUCAUUGUCGUUUUCCUCAGACGUAUGAUCCAUUAUCGAUAUAUCACCGCCGAAUGUAUGAUUGUUUAGCAAAAUAUCGUACAAUGACAAAAACAGUUUCAUUAGAUUUUAGUCAAAAUCCAUUUUCACCUACGAUUGAUAAUACUGAAGCGCUUAUUAUUGUACUUAAUGAAUUACUUUGUCAACUGGAUGUUAAUUUAUGUUUUACAAAUCGAAAAGUUGAUUACGAUGAUAGUACAUAUCGUACAGCAUGUGGCGUAGGUGAUCAAAUGCAAAAUUUAGCUCAUCAUUUACAACAACAAGCAUCCGCAGCCGAUAACUUAAUAAAACAAAAUAAUAUAUUGCAACAUAUACAACCAAAAAAAUAUGAUUAUAAAUUUGAAGCAGCUUUAAAACAUUUAUAA
Messenger RNA from Didymodactylos carnosus, 504 nucleotides. NCBI's taxonomy places the organism in Eukaryota, Metazoa, Rotifera, Eurotatoria, Philodinida, Philodinidae. The record is from the annotation of a GenBank genome assembly.